AUGCAGUUGGAUGCUUCAUUGAACAAGUACUCUAGCUUGAAGGUGGCCUUUUAUCAGGGUGAUUUGACCACCGCUACUGCAGUUGAACAUCUUUUCCAGUCCAUGGUGAAGGGUUUUGGUAAGAUUAAUAUCGUCGUCAAUACUGUGGACAAGGUGUUAGAAGAAGCCCAUUACCAAGACAUCGGAGGAGGAAUAUGA
Molecule: messenger RNA, 198 nt
Organism: Penicillium soppii
Lineage: Eukaryota; Fungi; Ascomycota; Eurotiomycetes; Eurotiales; Aspergillaceae
Exons: 1
Coding region: 1-198 (65 amino acids)
Source: RefSeq, a predicted model, not a curated record